This is a messenger RNA of Microtus ochrogaster (prairie vole), 2151 nucleotides long. RefSeq names its product eosinophil peroxidase (gene Epx). Gene Ontology annotation, biological process: response to oxidative stress; defense response to bacterium. NCBI's taxonomy places the organism in Eukaryota, Metazoa, Chordata, Mammalia, Rodentia, Cricetidae. The record is from RefSeq and is a predicted model, not a curated record. Gene Ontology annotation, molecular function: peroxidase activity; heme binding.
AUGAUGCAGUUGCUACUGGCCCUGGUAGGGGCCCUAGCCACAUUCAUCCUCACCCAACCCUCUGAGGGCACUGCCCCAGCUUCCCCCAGUCAAGUGGAGAAUUCAGUCCUUCGCGACUGCAUAGCAGAGGCCAAGUUGCUGGUGGAUGCUGCCUAUAACUGGACACAGAAGAGUAUCAAGCAGCGCCUUCGCAGCGGCUCGGCCAGCCCCAUGGACCUCCUGGCCUACUUCAAGCAGCCAGUAGCAGCCACCAGAAGAGUUGUUCAGGCUGCUGAUUACAUGCACGUGGCCUUAGGACUGCUAGAAGAGAAGCUGCAGUCCCCGGGAUCCAGACCCUUCAAUGUCUCUGAUGUGCUCACAGAACCGCAGUUGCACCUGCUGUCCCAGGCCAGCGGCUGCGCGCUCCAGGACCAGGUGGAGAGGUGCAGCAACAAGUACCGCACCAUCACAGGAAGAUGCAACAACAAGAGGAGACCCUGGCUGGGAGCCUCUAACCAGGCCCUGGCCCGCUGGUUGCCAGCUGAGUAUGAAGACAACAGGUCGCUCCCUUUCGGCUGGACCCCCGGCAAGAGGCGCAAUGGCUUCCUCCUUCCUCUUGUCCGGGCUGUCUCCAAUCAGAUUGUGCGCUUCCCCAACAAGAAGCUGACCUCAGACCAGGGCCGGUCCCUCAUGUUCAUGCAGUGGGGCCAGUUUAUCGACCAUGACUUGGACUUCUCCCCAGAGUCCCCAGCCAGGGUGGCCUUCACUGUGGGUGUGGACUGUGAGAAGACCUGUGCCCAGCUGCCUCCUUGCUUCCCCAUCAAGAUUCCACCCAAUGACCCCCGCAUCAAGAACCAGCGUGACUGCAUCCCAUUCUUCCGCUCUGCACCGGCGUGCCCCCAAAACAAGAACAAAGUUCGCAACCAGAUCAACGCACUCACAUCCUUCGUGGAUGCCAGCAUGGUGUACGGCAGCGAGGUCUCCCUCGCCCUUAGGCUUCGCAAUCGGACCAACUACUGGGGACUGCUGGCCACCAACCAGCGUUUCCAGGACAACGGCCGAGCCCUACUGCCCUUCGACAACCUGCACGAGGACCCCUGUCUCCUCACCAACCGCGCUGUGCGCAUCCCCUGCUUCCUGGCAGGUGACACCCGGUCAAGUGAAACCCCCAAGCUGGCGUCCUUGCACACCCUCUUUGUGAGAGAACACAAUCGACUGGCCACGGAACUGAGGCGUCUGAACCCCCGCUGGAGUGGGGACAAGCUGUACAAUGAGGCCCGGAAGAUCGUGGGUGCCAUGGUCCAGAUUAUCACCUACCGAGACUUUCUGCCUCUGGUGCUGGGCAAGGCCCGGAUCAGAAGAACCUUGGGUCCCUACAGAGGGUAUUGCUCCAACGUGGACCCACGUGUAGCCAAUGUUUUCACCCUGGCCUUCCGUUUUGGCCACACCAUGCUGCAGCCCUUCAUGUUCCGCUUGGACAGCCAGUAUCGGGCCUCACGAUCCAACUCCCAUGUUCCACUUAGCUCUGCUUUCUUUGCCAGCUGGCGAAUCAUACAUGAAGGUGGCAUCGACCCUAUCCUCCGAGGUCUCAUGGCCACCCCAGCUAAGCUAAACCGGCAAGAUUCCAUGGUGGUAGAUGAGCUCCGGGACAAGCUGUUCCGGCAAGUGAGAAGGAUCGGGCUGGACCUGGCGGCUCUGAACAUGCAGCGCAGUCGGGACCACGGACUUCCUGGAUACAAUGCCUGGCGGCGCUUCUGUGGGCUUUCCCAGCCCCGAAAUUUGGCCCAGCUUAGCCAGGUGCUAAGAAAUCAGGCUUUGGCAAGGAAAUUCCUGAGACUGUAUGGGACACCUGACAACAUUGACAUCUGGAUGGGGGCCAUUGCGGAGCCUCUUCUGCCCGGGGCCCGAGUAGGGCCUCUCCUGGCUUGUCUUUUUGAGAACCAGUUCAGAAGAGCCAGAGAUGGGGACAGGUUCUGGUGGGAGAAAUGGGGCGUGUUCACCAGAAGACAGCGCAAAGCCCUGAGACGAGUUUCUUUAUCUCGGAUUAUAUGCGACAACACUGGUAUCACCACUGUUGCGAAGGACAUCUUCAGGGCUAACAUCUACCCAAGGGGCUUUGUGAGCUGUAGCCGUGUUCCCAAGUUGAACCUGUUGGCCUGGCGAGGCAGAUGA